AUGGCGGCAGCGGCUCCGAACGAGGUGGAGGAGGUGAUCAAGCAGCUCAAGAGCAAGCCCGGCUUCUCGUCCUACAUCCUCAUGAACAACGACGGCAUCGUGGUCAAGUACGAGAACCUCGAGUACAAGGAGGCCAUCAUGCACGCCUACCACGUCCUGAGCCUCUACGGACGCACCAAGAAACACCUGCAGAAGCUCUUCCCGGACCCGAACGACAGCGAGAUCGAGUGGCUGCGGCUGCGCACCAAGAUGCACGAGAUGAUCAUCGCCCAGCACUUGAGGUUCACGCUCGUGGUGCUGCAGCAGGCCGAGGCGACGGAUACGGCGCCCGAACCGAUCGGCCGCGCCGUCGUGGAGGAGGCUGCCAACGGGGCCAAGGAGGAGGAGAAGCCCGUGGCGGCGACAUGA
Molecule: messenger RNA, 408 nt
Organism: Phytophthora sojae
Lineage: Eukaryota; Oomycota; Peronosporomycetes; Peronosporales; Peronosporaceae
Exons: 1
Coding region: 1-408 (135 amino acids)
Biological process (GO): microtubule-based movement
Cellular component (GO): cytoplasm; cytoplasmic dynein complex
Molecular function (GO): dynein intermediate chain binding
Source: RefSeq, a predicted model, not a curated record